AUGGCCCCUAACUCACAGAUCUCUCCCGUCCCCUCCUCCCCUCGCAGCGGCCACCCUGCUCGCGUUGUUCCAGCAGUGGGGUCUCCGGUGCGGCCCGACGGUGAACCCGGGGCACCCGUGCAGGACGCGGGACUGGAUCGAGUCCUUCGCGCAGAAUGCGUCCGUCGGCUGCAGUUGCGACCGCUGGCCCGUGUGCCGCAUCACGCACCUGAACAUCACUGGAUUCUGGAAUCUGACCGAGAUCCCGCCGGAGCUCUUCAACUCGACGGAGCUGGUCUCUCUGGGAAUUCGCUGGCCCAAAUGAGGAGCCAAAGCAACACCAAGUCACAGUUUCACAUGCCGCUUCUAAGGGGAGAUAUGCAAGGUUUAAAGAGAAUUUGAAUGCCAAGCCACUGGAGACGAAGCAAAACCACCAUCAAGUUGCUGUCUCAUGCGCCGCUUCAAAAGGGAGGUAUGCAAGUUGAACACUCCUAACCUCUUACUUAUUUCUUUUUGGAUUGCUCAUUGGUGUCUGCUGUGCAAACUGCUUACACUAGGCAUUGGUGUCUGUUUCUGUGCAAACUGCUUACACUAGGCAUUGGUGUCCCUCCACUCCUCACAGCGCCCCCUCUCUUCCUCCCUC
Messenger RNA from Triticum dicoccoides, 622 nucleotides. RefSeq lists its product as uncharacterized. The record is from RefSeq and is a predicted model, not a curated record. The transcript is spliced from 4 exons. The coding region runs from base 1 to 381 and encodes 126 amino acids. NCBI's taxonomy places the organism in Eukaryota, Viridiplantae, Streptophyta, Magnoliopsida, Poales, Poaceae.